UAUUAUAAAAUUAUAUGACGAGAGCUUCUAACUCCGGGAAAGUUUUAACGGCCUAAAGUCGGCGUACACAUGGGACGCUUCUAGUUAUUCACAUUUGUCAGAUGUUGUGAACAAAAACUUCUACAUAGGGUUUUUUCUUGAGUAACCGUCAUCAUGUUGAAAUCUAAAACUUUCGUCAAGAAGACGCGGUCGGGUGGGGUGGUAAAAAUCGUGCGUGAACAUUAUCUUAGAGACGAUAUUUGGUGCGGGAGUGAAGCCUGCAAUGAAUGCAAACAGGAGUCCACGGUGCUACAGAAAGACGCGUGUAUUGAGAGCAAUCUCUGCUCCUUUCCUCAUUACCUGGUGCCUGACACGAACGUGGUGCUACAUCAGAUUGACGUUUUGGAAGAUCCUGUGAUUCGUAAUGUAAUCAUCCUCCAGACUGUGCUGCAGGAGGUUCGCCAUCGUAGUGCACCCGUUUAUAAACGUCUGAAGGAUGUCAUACAUGAAAAGGAGAAAUUCUUUUACACUUUUACCAAUGAGCACCACAGAGAGACAUUUAUUGAACGUGAACCUGGGGAGACUGCCAAUGACCGAAAUGACCGGGCAAUCCGUGUGGCAGCCAAGUGGUACAGCCAGCAUUUGAAAUCUGAUAAAAAUGGGCUCCAAGUAGUCCUCCUUACCAACGACCAGGGGAAUAAGAACAAGGCAGAAGAGAGUGGACUGCUGGUGUACAGAUGUGAAGAAUACAUCAAGAGUCUGAUUGCCAAUCCUGAGCUUGUAGAUCGUCUGGCUUUGUCUAAUGAUGAUAAGAAUGAAGUUACCAGUAGUAAGGUGUUAUAUCCAGAACACCUGCCUCUGUCCAAGAUCCAGACAGGAAUUAAAAGUGGUUCCUUCAUCCAGGGAACCUUCAGGGCCAGUAGGGACAACUAUCUGGAAGCAACCGUUUUCAUCCAGAAAGAAGGAGACGACAGCACAGAGGUUCUUAUUCAGGGUCUACAGCACCUCAACAGAGCAGUGCACCAAGAUGUGGUUGCUGUGCAGCUGUUGCCGCAGAACCAGUGGGUGGCACCAUCUUCGGUUGUUCUGCAGGAUGAUGGUGCAGCAAAAGAUGACAGUGUUGAAGAAGGAGAGGAAGAGAAAGCUUUGAGAAUAUCAGCAGCAGAGGCGGCCAGAAAACCUACAGGGAAGGUGGUGGGAAUCAUCAAGAGGAACUGGAGACCAUUUUGUGGCAUGCUGAACGUCUCCCAAAUUAAAGAGUCCACUCGCCAUCUCUUCACCCCGGCAGACCGACGUAUCCCACGCAUUCGCAUUGAAACCCGUCAGGCAUCGAGUCUGGUGGGGAACAGGAUCAUGGUGGCGAUUGAUGGCUGGCCCAAAGACUCCAGAUAUCCAAAUGGUCACUUUGUGCGCAGCCUGGGAGGAGCAGGGGAGAAGGAGACAGAGGAGGAGGUGCUGCUCCUUGAGCAUGACGUCCCUCACCAGGCUUUCUCUCAAGCCGUGCUUAGUUUUCUUCCCAAGUUGCCGUGGGCCAUCACCAAAGAGGACCUGGCCAAGAGAGAAGACCUGAGACAACUGACUGUGUGCAGCGUGGAUCCUCCAGGAUGUACAGAUAUAGAUGAUGCCCUGCACUGCAGAGAGCUGGAAAAUGGAAACCUUGAGGUUGGAGUCCACAUCGCUGAUGUCAGUCAUUUCAUCAGACCAGGAAAUGCUCUGGACAAAGAGGCUGCCAACCGUGGAACCACUGUCUACAUGUGUGGCAAGAGAAUAGACAUGGUUCCUGAGCUGCUCAGCUCUAAUCUCUGUUCUCUGCGCUCUAACGUAGAGAGAUUCGCUUUCUCAUGUAUCUGGGAGAUGAACCAUGAAGCUAAAAUCCUAAAGACGAGAUUCACAAAAAGUGUCAUUAACUCUAAGGCGUCUCUGACCUACGCUGAGGCCCAGAUGAGAAUCGAUGAUGUCAACAAAAACGAUGACAUCACAAAGAGCCUGCGAGGCCUGAACAAACUGGCUAAAAUCCUUAAAAGGGGGAGGAUAGAGAAAGGCGCUCUGACACUGUCGUCUUUGGAAGUGCGUUUUCACAUUGACAGUGAAACCCAUGACCCUAUUGACCUCCAGACCAAAGAACUCAUGGAGACAAACUCCAUGGUGGAGGAGUUCAUGUUACUGGCCAACAUUUCUGUGGCCCAGAAGAUUUAUGAUGAGUUUUCAGAGUGUGCCCUGCUGAGGAAACACCCUGCACCUCCUCCAUCAAACUAUGAGAUUCUGCUCAAAGCUGCAAAGUCCAAGAACGUGGAGAUCCACACAGACUCAGCUAAAGCACUGGCCGACUCUCUGGACAUGGCCAGAGUGGACCACUUCCCCUACUUUAACACGCUGCUGCGCAUACUAGCCACCCGCUGCAUGAUGCAGGCCGUAUAUUUUUGCUCGGGCAUGGACAGCGACUUCCACCACUAUGGACUUGCAUCGUCCAUUUAUACACAUUUUACCUCACCCAUUAGGAGGUAUUCAGAUAUAAUAGUGCACCGCCUGCUGGCCGUGGCCAUAGGAGCAGACAGCACUUACCCCGAUCUGAUGGACAAACAUAAGCAGUCAGCUCUGUGCAACAACCUCAAUUACAGACAUAAGAUGGCUCAGUAUGCACAGAGGGCAUCAGUGGCGUUCCACACACAGUUGUUCUUUAAGAGCCGAGGAAUCAUUAACGAAGAGGGAUACGUUCUGUUCGUGAGGAAAAAUGCGAUCAUCGUACUCAUCCCAAAGUUCGGAUUGGAAGGAACCGUGUUCUUUGACAGAAAAGACAAAAACAACCCGAACCUCGUCUUUGAUGAAGAGGGCCCAACUCCUAAGGUAGAGCAGCACACUUUUCACAUAUUUGACAAAGUGAAGGUGACGGUCAGCCUGGACGACACCAACAUUCAGCACCAGAAGAUCCGCAUGGCUCUGACCGACCCUGUGAUCCCUGGUGUCAGUGUCCCACCACCGGACGUUGAACCACAGGCCAAGAAACCGAAACUUGAUCGUUGAUAAUACAGAAUGCAGAUGUUUUUUUAAUUUUCUUUUAUAGAAUCUACACAAAAGUUUUGUUUUCAUGCAUUGACAACAUUUGACCAGUGGCCUUUUUUAUAGUAUGAACUCAUACCAUACUUUAGUAUGAUUGUCAAUAUAUAAAGAUGGAUAAACAUACUGUAAAUGCGCUGACAUUAAAGUGCUUUUUAAAAAA
Molecule: messenger RNA, 3196 nt
Organism: Cynoglossus semilaevis (tongue sole)
Lineage: Eukaryota; Metazoa; Chordata; Actinopteri; Pleuronectiformes; Cynoglossidae
Gene: dis3
Product: DIS3 exosome endoribonuclease and 3'-5' exoribonuclease
Exons: 21
Coding region: 154-3000 (948 amino acids)
Biological process (GO): rRNA catabolic process; nuclear mRNA surveillance of mRNA 3'-end processing
Cellular component (GO): nuclear exosome (RNase complex); cytoplasmic exosome (RNase complex)
Molecular function (GO): RNA binding; 3'-5'-RNA exonuclease activity; endonuclease activity
Source: RefSeq, a predicted model, not a curated record